GGUCUUGAACUUCAAAAGCAUGAAACUGAGGAUAUUUUCAAGCAAGAUGCCUGUGAAGAAUCUCCAUCCAGUUUACAGCCCUGGUCCACUAAUACGGGACAACUGGCUACGCAGGAGAAUUCUGUAGAGCUGAAAUCAGAGUUAUCAGAGUCUGAAGAGAAAAUCACCGAGGAAAAUGGGAGAGAAGGAGAAGAGUCACCUGGGAGUGUUGAAAUAAAUGUACAGAAGAAUGGCAACUUCUCUCCACCUUCAUUUGGUCAGCCCUCUCUUCAGUACAAUGAGAAAGGUAUGAAGAAAUCAGAAAGAGGAUCAGAGAACCCGACAACAGUCUUUUUGCAGUGCAGUCCUCUCCCUGCUACUGGAGUAAUAGAGACAGAAGCCAUCAAAACUGAUCAACAUCAAGUGGAGAAAGAAAUCCAAAUUCAAACUGGAAAAAAAUGUUUGGAAUGCGGCAAACAAUUCACACACAGAAGUGAUCUUAGUAAGCAUAUGAAGAUUCACAAUGGAGAAAAACCUCAUUGCUGUCCAGAAUGUGGUAAGUCAUUCUCAUGGAGAAGCCAUCUUCAGAGACACAGAAUAAUCCACACAGGAGAAAAAUCUCAUUGCUGUUCAGAAUGUGGUAAGUCUUUCCAAAGCAUAAGCUAUCUUCAGAACCACAAAAAAAGCCACUCAAGAGAUAAACCUCAUUGUUGUCCAGAAUGUGGCAAGUCCUUCUCAUGGAGAAGUCAUCUUCAUAACCACAGACUAAUCCACACAGGAGAAAAACCUCAUUCCAUUUCAGAAUGUGGUAAGUCGUUCUCAUGUAAAAGCGAUCUUCAGAACGACAGAAGAAUCCACACAGGAGAGAAACCUCAUUGCUGUCCAGAAUGUGGUAAGUCCUUCUCAUGGAGAAGCCAUCUUCAGAUACACAGAAGAAGCCACACAGGAGAAAAACCUCAUUGCUGUCCAGAAUGUGGUAAGUCGUUCUCGUGGAGAUGCAAUCUUCAGAACCACAGAAGAAUCCACACAGGAGAAAAACCUCAUUCCUGUUCAGAAUGUGGUAAGUCGUUCUCAUUUAAAAGCGAUCUUCAGAACCACAGAAGACGCCACACAGGAGAAAGCCCUCAUUGCUGUCCUGAAUGUGGUAAGUCAUUCUCAUCUAAAAGUGUUCUUAAGACGCACAGAAGAAUCCACACAGGUGAAAAACCUCAUUGCUGUUCAGAAUGUGGCAAGACGUUCUCAAGGAGAUACCAUCUUAAGACACACAGAAGAAUCCACACAGGAGAAAAACCUCAUUGCUGUUCAGAAUGUGGUAAGACGUUCUCAAGGAGAUGCCAUCUUCAGACCCACAGGAAAAUCCACACAGGAGAAAAACCUUAUUGCUGUCCAGAAUGUGGUAAACAAUUUUCUGACAUACGCAAUUUUCAGAGGCACACAAAAAUUCAUACUGAAUAGUAGCCAUAAUGCUGUUCUAAAUGUGGAAACUGGUUUUUCAACAUUAGCUUUUUUCAAGUACACACACAAACUUGCAAGGAAGAGAAAAUGCAGUAUUUAUGUUCUGAAUGUGGCAAAUGUUUUACAAGCCAGAAAGUCUUUAUAGACACACCAAAAUCCAUACUGAAGAAAAAUCGUAUUGCUCUUCUGAUUGAGGGAAAUGAUGCUUGGAUUUAUCCUCACUUCAGUGCCACAUUAGAACUCCUACUGGAGAGAAACUUUAUUGUUGUCCUUAAUACGAUAAGCAGUCCUCACAAUUCAGUACCCUACAAAGUUGCAUCAGAAAUUACUUUGGAGAGAAACCUCACCAUUGCUUGGAUUGUGGCAAACGAUUCUCAUGCGUCAAUUGUCUUUAUAAUCAUUGGAGAAGUCAUAGUGGAGAGAAGCUUUACAGUUGUACUGAGUGUGGAAUGCGAUUCUCAUAUAACCGUUCUCUUCAACAGCAUAAAAUAAUUAAUUUUGAUUUGAAACAAAGCUAUUCUGACUAUGGCAAGCUUUUCUCAAACAGCACAACCCUUAAACUCCACAUGAGAAUUCACUCUGGAGGAAAACCCUAUUGCUGUUCAGAAUGUGGCAAGCGAUUGUCAUGUCCUAGCACACUUAGGAACAGGAUCCACAUUGGAGAGAAGCAGUACACCUGUUCUGAAUGUGGAAUGAAGUACUCUUCCAAAAAAAGUUUUCGGAGACACACACAAAGUUAUGACAAAUGAUCUUUCAAUUGGCUCCUCAACCAAAAAAAUUAAAGAAAAAUCUGCAUGUGGUAAGGAACUUCAGUUUAAAGUAGUUAAUAAGUCUAUAAUAGUGGAAAAAACACUAAAAUUGGUAAACAGAUCCUAGAGGUAAGGUAACCUUAGAUCCACAUAUGAAUUCACACUGGAAUGAAAACAUUGGAAUACAACACAUAUUUUACAAACAGCAAGAAUCUUCUUCAACAACUUAUAGGUGUAAGAAAAAACCUCAUUGUUGUCCUAGAUGUAGUUAACUCUUUUCAGACAGCAGUGGCCUUCAUAGUCAUAAAUGACUGGCCUACUUGUGGUAAGCUUCUUAGUUGUUCUGAAUGUUGAAUGUGAUCCUCCUGUAUCAGCCGUCAUCAGCAACACGUAAGAUUGCAUGAAUGACUCAGAAACUGUACAGCCAGGACGUCAGCCAUACAGGGACUGAUCAUCUCUGCACCAGUGCUGUGUAAUAAGAUGGUGAACAAUACAAACACCAGACAACAGUACUGUGCGGUGAUAACAAAUUCAACCACCAAACACAACUGGAAACGUUCAAUGUAAUAAUUAAAAAAAUGGAGAAGUCAAAUCCACAAUGCAGUGCCAACUACCAGGAGGUGCCACUGACAACAAGGGGAAUAUUUUUGUUUCAGAGCUUUGGAGAUGGGGCCUUAUCUGAGUAGCAAUGAACUUGUACCAUCUCUGGGAUGUCAUAUGAUUUCUGACGCCUGGGCUGAGUGCAGACAGCUGAUCUUGACCCUGAUAAUGAAGAAGUCAUUUAGUGACGUCAGCUGACAGCCAAUGCUGUCCAAUCAGAUACUGGGGAGGGACAGUCGAGGAGGACAGGAGACUAAAAAGAGAGCCAUCACAUGACAGACCACUGUAGUGGGGCUUUAUAAGACUUACACUAAUUUAUGUUAUCAUUUAUAAAUGAUAAAAGUCUUUACAAACCAAACACAUUCAGUGGCUGUGUGUCAAUAGUGAGUCCAAAAGUGGGAAUUUUAGAUCAAAAUACAAAUAAAAUGAAACAUUCAAGGUUCAAAGAGAAAUUUUAAGACCCGAAGAGGGAGUCACAACAGCAUGCAAGGGUUAGCACGGGGGACCACAAUUGUGAAGAAUAUCAAUUAAUGUAUAGAAGGAGUAUUAUUUAAAAUAAAAGUAAUAGUGUUAUGAGAAAUGGGACACCAUAAUGAAUGAUUUUAUUUUCUGAGAUAUUAGAGAAAAAAGGAAAACAAAGCAGAAAUACAAAGGGAUCUCUGCUGCCCCAGCUGAUAAUUAGAUAAAUUACCCUAAAAAUAUAACAGAUGUUACUUUGCUCCAUGUCAGUAUAUCCUGGGUGGUGUGUGAAGGAUGCUCUAUACUCCGAAUGUGUUGGUUCAGGUUUCAGUUUGAGUUCAGCACCUUCUUCAUAUCGAUACCCAAGACAAUGUUUCUUCACUUCAAGACCACAAGCUGGAGGACACAGGAGCUCAAUAAACACCAACAGCAGGAUGGAUGAUUAGAAAGCUCUGCUUUGAGAGAGUGUCAGCUACACAAAGCUUCAGCUUCAUUUACUUGACAGAAAACUCCAAAAAGCAGAAGUGGCCCCUUCUGCACCCCCACCACUGAAGGUCAAAUUUGACCCCCUCACUACUCAGCGUUGGUUCACUCGGCGUGGACUUUCUGUAUUUUGUAAGUUUAUGUUUCAUUUUUUUGGCCACACUCUUUUUACAUUUAAUGUCAUUAAUGUUCUCAAAUGUGUGAGUAUAGCUUGACUCUUUCAAGGACUUUUCUAAAAAGUGGAUGGCACUCUGCGAAGGAGAGACUUGUAAGGUGUGAACAAA
This is a messenger RNA of Polypterus senegalus (gray bichir), 4009 nucleotides long. Its product is annotated as gastrula zinc finger protein XlCGF8.2DB-like. Bases 289 to 1434 code for a protein of 381 amino acids. The record is from RefSeq and is a predicted model, not a curated record. Lineage: Eukaryota; Metazoa; Chordata; Cladistia; Polypteriformes; Polypteridae. The transcript is spliced from 2 exons.